Molecule: messenger RNA, 2726 nt
Organism: Linum trigynum
Lineage: Eukaryota; Viridiplantae; Streptophyta; Magnoliopsida; Malpighiales; Linaceae
Source: the annotation of a GenBank genome assembly
AUAUAAAACUUUGUGUAUGAAUUUGCCCCAAAAAUAAACUUACUGAAGGCUAAUUUGACCUAUAAAAUUUGGGUUUGGCAAAUAGGCAAAUAUUUGAUUUUUUUGCAUGCCUCAUUUGUCACUAGUUGAAUUUGGAUCAAUUAGGACUCUGUUUAACAAUCCUGUCUUCAGAAAUUGAAACUUACAAUGUCCUUCUCAAGAACAUUUUAAAGUUCGAGUAUUGGAUUCAUAAGUUGGUAUUUACCAAAGGCUAGACUAGUUCUAUCACUUGCUAAAUAUAUUUUUUUUCUUUGGAUUACUUAGCUUAAUCUUGUUUAUGAACCUAAGAUGGAAACUUCCAUUAAAGUUUAAACUCGAGAAAGAGUGACUUGGUUCCUCCCCAUUUAUUUAUUGAAGAAAAUCCCUUUCGGCAAUUUUCCCCUUUGACUUAGCUCUCCCUCUCCUCUCGUCUCCUCCACCCUUUAUAUUUUACUACACAACAAUUAUGCUUCUUCGCUUUUCCUCCUCCAACUCCUCAUCACCUCCACCACCGUCUCUCCUCGUCCUCGCCGCCGUCCAGCUGGUGGCGCAGCCGCUUCUUCUUCCCCUUCCCUUUUCCCCCAUGGACUCAUCCGACUUCCCCGUCGCCAGAUCCCCUCGGAAGGAGCUCCAGGGUCCCCGCCCGCCGGCGCUCAAAGUCCGCAAAGAUUCCCACAAAAUCAAGAAGCCUCCCAUCGCUCCCAACCCGAAUCCGAACCCAAACCCGACCCAGCACCACCAGUCGCAGCCGCCGCGCGCCCCGGUCAUAAUCUACACGGUUUCCCCCAAAGUGAUUCACACCAAUCCCGGCGAUUUCAUGAACCUAGUCCAACGCCUCACCGGCUCCUCUUCGUCCUCCGCCGCCGCCACCACCUCCUCCUCCUCCUCGAAUCCGUUCAACGACGACCCCGGCGCGAUGUCUCCGGCGGCCAGGUACGCGACGAUUGAGAAAGCGAAUUCACCAAAAGAUAAGGGGAAGGGGAAUUCGUUGAUUUAUCCACAGAGUGGAAAUGGAGAUUUGGGGGAUUUCUUCAUGGAAGGGGUGGAGAUGGGUCAACUGAUGGGUGGAUCUCAACAGGGUUUGCCGCCGGGGAUACUGUCGCCCGGGCCGGCUUCCCUGCCGCCGAUCUCUCCGAGCUUCUUCUUCCCUCCGCCGUCGUCGACGCCAUCGGCGGAUCCGAGCUCGUUAGGGUUCUUCCACGACCUUGUGAGCCCCGCGGGGCAACUGCACAGCAGCAGCCCGUCGAACUUCGUCGCCGGAUUCUCCCCUCAAGCGAACUUCGUCGCCGGAUUCUCCCCCCACACGAACUUCGUCACCGGGUUCUCGCCGCACGCGAAUUCGCCGUUCCCGUCGAUUGACCUCUUCAACAAUUUCAACUCCGGCAACUUUGACUUCUGAUCGUAGAUGAAAAUUCAUUUUUCUUUUUCUAUUUUCUUCAAUUUUGGUUUUUUUUUUCUGGUUCACAAUUUAUCGUAGCGCUCAUCUCAUGGAUGACGGAAGCUGAUUCAGAUUCCCAGGGGUAGAAACGGAAAUUGACAGCGACUAGGAGGGGUAGAUUGGACAUUUGUAUGGGGGAUUUUGUUUUUUUAAUAAUUUGGGUAGGUUAGCUAGUUGGGACUUUGAAGGAGGUUAUUUAAUGGCUUUUAGGAAGAAGAGAAGAAAAACAAAUUGAGAAUGGUGGGCCAAGUUGAUAGGCAAUUUAAGCUUCAUUUACUCAUCAUUUUCUUCUUGUUUUGUUUUUCUUUGUUUUGUUUUCCCCACAAUUUUCUUGUAUGUGUAGUAAAUUGAAAAUUUGUUUAUGAGAAUGUACCAAAUUUAUUCUUCUUUCAUGUACUCAAUAGGCAUGGACUUGGGAAGCAAUAAAGGAAAAAAGUGUCGGGUAAGUACCUGUUUUUUUAUCGGAUAUUCUCGUUCGUUUUCUUGUGUUUUUGAAUGAUGAUUGCUACGUUAUUUUUCGGAGAAAAUUAGCAGCGAGUUCAUGACAAUAUGGAAUCAAGACGAAGUUAUGACUUCAUUCUGACACUAGUGUUAGGUUAGCAUAUCAAUUACAUUAUUCACUUGAAUUGGAAGUACUUUUAAUUAUGAAAGCAAUUCCAUUAGAUUUGUUCUUCUUUUUGUUGUUUAUUGUUUUCUCAUAUCCUUUUAAUUGUUAUUAUCGAGUUUGUAAGUAUGCUGAGAUGGGGAGCCGAUUGCAAUGCUAAUUGGAAACAUUUGGGCAAAGAGAGUUUUGAAGAGUUCAAAGGUGUGGAAAGAAGUAAAGAAGUGGUGGGUGAUUGAUUGUUGCAUGCCUUUGGAAGCUUUACAAGUAUUUUUUUUUUUUUAAAUGUUGUUUGUACCCUUCAUUUUGUUAUUCAUUUCCCUUUUCCCUUGGUGGUGGAUUAGGGAUCACAAUGAGGAUAAUAAGGUGUGUGAAAGGACUAAAUAGAAAAGGGCAAAAGGUUAGGAAAUGGCAUUGCAAACAUCGAUAGAGAGGGUAGAGUUUGAGAAUAUUUGGAUGGAGGGUUUUAAUUGUUGGAUUAUUAUUAUUAUUAUUAUUAUUAUUAUUAUUGGGACUGUUGGGUCGAUUAUGGUUUAUUCAGUUUUAUUCGAAAUCAAGCAGAUAAGAAGAUUAAUGGUUUUGAUUGCCGAUUUCAAAAUUGUGUUAGUAUUUUAAUGGCUUUGAUUUCGGUUAAAAUAAAAAAUUCAAUAAUAAACCUGGUAACAUUUU